CACACUACGAGACUUUUAUGCAUCAACGAGAAAUCCGUGAACAGCGUCGUUCGUACUUCGUCCAUUGUGUCGAAAUAUCUUUGAAAAAUGGGGAGAAAAAAGAAGAAGCCGAUGAGACCCUGGUGUUGGUACUGUAACAGGAGUUUUGAAGAUGAAAAGGUCUUAAUAUUUCACCAGAAAACCAAGCAUUUUAAGUGCCACAUUUGUUACAAGAAGCUAUACACUGGGCCAGGAUUAGUAAUACAUUGCAUGCAGGUUCAUAAAGAGAAUAUAGACAAGGUUCCCAAUGCCCUACCUCACAGACAAGAUACUGAAGUGGAGAUCUAUGGAAUGGAAGGUAUUCCUGAGAAAGAUUUAUUAGACCAUCAAAGACAACUAGCACAACAAGCCAGCAAGCACUCAGGUGGUGGUGGUGGAGGGGGAGGUGCGUCAGGUGGUGGUGGUGGUGAUAAACCCGGUCCUAGCAGCCAGCCCCAGGUAGGAGCAACACCAGGCUCGGGGGUACCAGCAGGGGUACCAGCUAUGCCAGGAAUGCCCCAAAUGCCUGGUAUGCCCGGGAUGCCUGGUAUGCCUGGCAUGCCACCCAGAGGAGCCAUGAGUAUACCUGGCAUACCGGAGAUGCCCCCACCCCCUAUGCCGCCGGCAGGAUUCCCCGCUAUACCCCCUAUUCCAGGGAUGCCUCCCUUCAUUCCACCAGGGAUGCCCAUGAGAUUUCCUGGGUCUCCGAUGCUUCCAAGGCAUCAUCCUAGGAUGCCAAUGCCACCCAUGCCUCCCCAGGCCAUGAUGCCCAUGGUUGCAGGUCACCCUGGGGCUCACCCUGGAGCUCACCCUGGAGCUCAGGUGCCCAUGUCCACCGCCUCAGCAGCAGCUAGGAUGCCUCCCAUGUCUACAGCCAUGCCAUCAAUACCUCCCAUGCAGGCUGUGUCGGUCGCAGCUACACCUUCGUCUCGUCCUCCUCCGGCCCCGCCUACUGCCAAGCCUCUCUUCCCCAGUGCUGCUGCAACGGCUACAUCAGCGGCUAGUUCACCAGGUCCUAGUGGUUUCUCAAGGCCGGACAUCGUAGCACCUCCCAUGGCACCAUCCAAACCAACAUUCCCAGCAGCAGCAACAGCAGCAUCUGCCCCACCCAAACCAGCUCCACCACCAGCUGCAUCUGUUCCAUCAUCAUCAGCAUCGUCAUCAUCGCAGCAGCCACCUGACCCUAAGCCUCCUGCGUCCAGGACAGCAGGUGGCAGUAAGGGCAAGGCCAGCACUAUCAACACAAGUUCAAAUAGUAAUAUUAUACAUCCAGAUGAUGAACGGUCAUUGGAAGAGAUACGAUCCAGGGAAGAGAAGUAUAAGAAGGUCGCACCUGUGGUUCCAACGUUACCACCCCCACCACAGCCCCCUACACUUCCUACAUCGAUAGCCCCGCCCUCCUCUGCACCUCAGCAGCAGCAGCCACCGCCCCAAGCACCACCCCAGCCAAGCAUAGGGAACAUGAUGGGUGGUGGGCAGAUGCACCCCUCUAUGAGGCUUCCAAUGCAGAUGGGUCAUCAAGGUCACAUGGGUAUGCCUCCACAACGUAUGAUGCAAAUGGACCAAAGAGGUGGUGGUUUACCUCCAAACAUGCCUCAAUUCAUGCCUUCAGGACCCUAUCCAGGCAUGCCAGGGAUGGGUAUGAACGGUGUACCCGGUAUGCACGGGGGACGCCCACCUAAUAUGCCCCCUAACAUGCACCCUGGUAUGCCCCCCAACAUGCCCCCUCAUAUGAUGCCUGGUAGAGGAGGCGGCGGGGGCCAGAUGUACUGAGGAAGGGAUCAGCAGCUCCGGUCGGUCAGUCGUAGCAGGGAAGGAGGAAGAAGACCAGCUUGAGAAGGUUGGACUUAAAAUGUACAUAGUUUGGUUUUCGUAAUUCCAGAUUAAUCAUCACUUCUCUGUGCCCGUAACAUGUCCUCUUUUUGAUGCACACCCAGAAGCUUAAUGUGAUGUGAACCAUAGACGGUACCAACUAUCUCAUGUACACGGAGAACCUGCAUGAUUGCACCGUGUCUCUGCGCUCUCACCAGACAUUGUUGAACAUCUCUGCAACUCAGGUUUGAGAUAAAGUCCGUAUGAUUACGAUUCGAACCCUUGUCAGAUGGUGAUGGACUUUUCUGCAAUGCAGGUUUGAGAUAUAAUCUGUAUUUUUUUUAAAAGAACUCUUGCCGGACCAUCAGCCGCAUCAAGAUUUCAGGUUUGUCAGAUCUGAUGUACAUAUUGCAUAAACCUGUAGUUAUCGUAGCAAGAGUUCAUGUCUGUAGCUUUCUAUAUAUGGGAGGAGUACUUCUUUUGCUGACACAAACUGGAAAUAUUGUUAUACCUUGGUCACACCGCAACCUGAUUCCAAACCGACUGAUUCUUGGUUGUUUGGGGUAACAUAUAUUUUUCUUUGGGUUAUCGUUGGUUUGUUUUCGGUCUAGUUGGUGUGACCGAGAUAUGACCCUAGUUCAGUCCUUGAUUUGAUUUUGAUGAUGAUCUCUCGAGGCUUGUACAGUUUUUAUUGUUUAAAUGAAAAUAAUAAUUGUGAGGCCCUGUGUAGAAUAUCAUCUCAAUAAAAUAGGAAGUUCUUUGGCCAUUUUCUGUAGGCAAAGAACACUGCCCUUUGUUUUGAUUACACAAUGGCCAAGAACAUGCCAAAGAAACUCAUUCAUCUACAUGAUAAUGCUCUGUCAUGGGUUAGGUUGUCAAAAUGAAAGGUAAUAAUCAUUUUUAAAAUAAAAUGCACAUCCCACAAAUGUUCCUUUACAUCAUAAAAUCAACUUUGGCUGUCAAGAAAAAGCCUUGCAUGUUUCAAUUUAAAAGUUUAGUGUCAUCAAAUGUCUUACAACCUCCGAAUCAUUGAUUAGAAAUGUGAUAGUGCCAACUAUGGGGUAAAUAAUUUUAAUUAUGUUUUGAUGCAUCAUUCAAACUCAGUUGUUAAUGUCAGUCCAUCUUGCUGAUAUACAGAUGGCUCUUAUGAUAAUGCUUAUACAAUUUUAAAUUAAAUUUUAUUUAAAAACCUAAAUUAUGUUCCUAAAUCUAAAUCCAAAGUAUAAGAAGCUCAUUUAAUUUAUAGGCAAAGAAAGCAUUGUUAGGGCAUGUAAUUUAACUCUUAAAAAGAAGAAGGAAGUUUUCAUUAAAUCAUUCUGUUUUUUUAAUAAAUCUUAAGUGAUGAAAUGAAAUUUUAUUUUAUGCUAUUAAUUGAGAUUUGUGUGCUCAGUGUCUCCACAACGAGUAAGUACAUCAAUUGGAAUUUUUUGAGAAUGUGUGUUCUUAGCAUUGUCAUCUCAAUUUUUGUAAUAUCUUUCUGAAUUUGUGCAUGUGAUGCGGCCACCAUGUAAAUACCAUUAGAAUGCUUAUAAUACUUUGUCAUGAAUUCAGUACGUAUUUUGACGUUUGCAUCCAUUUCAGUUGUAUUGUUUAACAAGUGACUCUUUUACAAUGGAAACUCUGUAUAGAGAGUUCUGACAUAACAAGAUACCUUGACUCAUUUACAGUGGAAACUCUGUAUAAAGAGUUCUGACAUACGAUACCUGGGGGGUGUUUCACAAAGAUCCUUAGUUGAACUUAUCUCUAAGUUGGACUUAAAAAUUUUGGAAAGCUGUUUAUAGCAUCUUUGAAAAUAUUUUGUAAAAAAUAUUUUAAAAGGCAUAAAAUGUUAAUUCAAAUCAUUCACAUUUUCUAUAAUCAAGGAAAUUUCUUGUUCUUGAUGUGUAAUUUAUGAAAAGUCUAAAAUACUUGCAUUUUUUGUUUGAAUGUAUUUUAUUAUAUGGCUACAAAUGGCUCUCCAUAAUAUUUAAGUCCAAUUUAGAGUUAAGUUUAACUUAGGAUUUUUGUGAAACAUCUCCCUGAUAUAACAAGGCCAAUUUUGCUGACCCUGGCUCUUUAGUUGCCUCUAUGGUUUUUACCCUGAUAUAACUAGGUAAUUUUUAAUGGCCAUUGUCCUCAUUAUGACAGGUUUCCACUGUAGCUGUGCAAUCAUGUUUAAUAGGUCACUUUUGUAAUGUAAUCAAACCAACCAUAAUUUUUGUCCUACCUAGCAACAAUUAAUGUAUGUAAUUCGCAUUCUGACUAUUGAAAUAUAAUUAUUCGUAACGGGUGAAUCAAAUAAUUUGUUAAAUGGCACUUACAAAGAUUUGUGCUUUAAAUUUGAUUACAUUACGAAAAUGGGCUAUUGAUAUUUUCUGAGUCCAUAUUAUCAUGAAAUAAUCUUCUUUAUCUAGCUGAUUAAGGUAUUGGCUUCUGUGAAUCUGGAAAUGAUUGUUAAUGUAUAAUUUGAGAUUCUUGUUCAUCAUUGUUGAACAGAGAAACAAAAUCUUUGAAAGGAUGCAAUACAAGAGAUGAAAUGUUGUUGAGCGCACUCAGCUGGGUACAAAUGGUAAGUGUUUUCUGACAAGGUAGGACAAUGCUUUUGAUGAUUAUGUUAUAUUAUUAAGACGUGGGUAUCUGCAGAUUAAUGUCUGCCAUUAAAUUCAGAAUAGAAGAAUUCACAGCCCAUGAAGUUCAAUUGAAAACUUCUGCAAUAUUAUUUUGCAUCAUAACUACAAGACAUUUCAUGUUAAAGCACCUUUUGUAUAGCCUUACGUUGCCAUGACACUGACAUCAAGAGAAUAUAAUUUGCAAAUUACACUUUCCAUUCUGGCAUCAAAUUAUUUUCAUAACGUGCUUAAAAAAGUAACAAAGAAAUAUCUUAUUGUAUUGGCAGUAAGAUUUUGGGACAUUCCAGUUGUAUAUCUUUGAUUUUCACUCACCUUAUUUGAUGUGAUUUCAUUGCAAUUUCAUGUAACAAUAUUGGAUGGCAAUUCUGCAUCACUAUUAGACAAAGACAUCAACAGAUGCAUAUACUUUUUUACUCUCAUUUUGGGUAUGAGAUUAUAACAACCCCUCUCAAAAGUAAUCCAGUCUUUAGCUGUGCAUGAAUUAUUUUGUUAUUUUUAUUCAAUUUAAACACUAAAUUGUGCAUGAGGAAACUGCUUAGCGAGGCAUGUCAAUUAAAGAUAGUACCGGUAAACGUUAUUUUAAGAUUUCAUUACAAGCUGUCCAUUUUAUAGCAGUUUACUACAUUGCAUUGGCACAGGUAGGGAGAGUUGGAAGUGUUGAUAAAAAUAAAAUGUACAGUAUAUGUUUUUCAUAUGUUGUAAAUGUAUUUCCAACAAAUUUUCUCCUUUUCAUUGAUCUGGUCAUCAUGGAUAUCGCUUCCCUUGUGAAACAUAACCAAGUGAAGUGUAUAACUAGCCAAAGAUAAAUUCAACAUUUUACUUAAGAAUCUUUAGGCAUAAAAACUUCUUAUUUCGUAAAUAUUAGAAUUUGCACAAUGUUCAUUUAAUGUGAUUAUGAAUUGCCCUUCCCAGUGUAUUUUAAGCCAGCCAGAGUCGUAUGUUGUUUUAAUUACCUGUUGAUACCUUUCUUGUAUAUUUGCAUGUUUAUAACCAUAUUGUAUGUUGACUGAGAGCAUAAGAUGUAUUAUCCAGCCUCGAGAGACAGGUUUGAAUGACCCUUUCUUAUCAUGUUAUUUUUUUCUUCUUUGUGCCUCAAUGGUCUUUAACAAAUCCAUCGCGUAAAAUUAUUUCUUUGUAUGUGUAUAGCAGAAUUUGUGAAUAAAGAAUUCAGUCUUUAUUAAAGUUGUAA
Messenger RNA from Strongylocentrotus purpuratus (purple sea urchin), 5628 nucleotides. It is a transcript of the gene znf207, whose product is annotated as BUB3-interacting and GLEBS motif-containing protein ZNF207. Lineage: Eukaryota; Metazoa; Echinodermata; Echinoidea; Camarodonta; Strongylocentrotidae. Gene Ontology annotation, cellular component: nucleus. The record is from RefSeq and is a predicted model, not a curated record. Bases 88 to 1791 code for a protein of 567 amino acids. The transcript is spliced from 10 exons.